AUGUCUACGGCCUUAAACCAUCAAUCCUCCCCUUCUUUCUGCAUCGAAGCAAUACCUAGGAAAGAGAAAAAAUGGCUGUCGCUUCUUUCUCUUCGAUUUGGCACAGUACUAUGUACCAUGGUAGCUAUAAUCUGCUUUGCCUGGGCCAUGGUACAACAUCAUGAAGGAGUUGUUUACUCCGACGGGCUAGGAGAAGCAUGGUCUAGCCUCAACCUGGGCACAGCCUCAUACGGAUUCGUCUGGUCGACUAUCUUUCUCAUCGUCGUCUUCUGCAACUGCGUUGUCCACCCUGGUGUAAUCGUGGCGUUUGACUGCAUUGCUUUCUGUGCUCAGAUUAGUACAGUCUGUUUUGAGUUGCACGAGCUUGCCUUUUACAACCCUGGUGGUUAUUACCCCAGUCACCCUGAUACUGUCCCAUUAUACGGGGCUGAGUGUUUGGGGUGUUCUAUGAUACUUAUUGGAAUCCUAUUCAACCUCAUCCUUUGUGUGCGUGCCUGUAUUGCCUGCCAUAGGCUGCGGAAGGCUGCAAAGCAGCCAGACGCCAAACAGGCUUUCGACGCGUGA
Molecule: messenger RNA, 564 nt
Organism: Penicillium mononematosum
Lineage: Eukaryota; Fungi; Ascomycota; Eurotiomycetes; Eurotiales; Aspergillaceae
Exons: 3
Coding region: 1-564 (187 amino acids)
Source: RefSeq, a predicted model, not a curated record